Messenger RNA from Liolophura sinensis, 1737 nucleotides. RefSeq names its product acetylcholinesterase-like. The record is from RefSeq and is a predicted model, not a curated record. Bases 1 to 1383 code for a protein of 460 amino acids. Lineage: Eukaryota; Metazoa; Mollusca; Polyplacophora; Chitonida; Chitonidae. Gene Ontology annotation, molecular function: cholinesterase activity. The transcript is spliced from 3 exons.
AUGGUCUGGAUUUACGGAGGAGGUUUUUCAUCCGGGUCCUCCGAUCCUGACGUUUUCGAAGGAUCCUUCGUUGCGGCCACUCACAACGCUAUCGUUGUAUCAAUGAAUUACCGUGUUGGCCCCUUCGGUUUCCUCAACUUGGGGAUUCCUGAGGCAAGUGGGAAUGUAGGUCUCAUGGAUCAAUCAUUGGCUUUGAAAUGGACUUAUGAAAAUAUCGAGGCCUUUGGAGGGGACCGCAACAAAAUAACAAUAUUUGGAGAGGGCGGAGGAUCCGCUUGCGUGAGUUACCAUUUGCUGGCUCAACCGUCGUGGGACUAUUUUUCCAACGCCAUUAUGAUGAGUGGCACGGCUUUGUGCACAUGGGCGUUCCAGUCGCCAAAGAAAAGUGUGAAAAAUGCCAAAAUGUACGCAAAAGAAGCUGGAUGUGAUUCGGAAGAUGCAAAGGAAAUCGUGACAUGCCUUCGUCAAAAAACUCCAGAUGAGCUAACUUCUUUCGCACUGGACUUGCUGUUUUUCAAACCCACCGUUGAUGGCAGCUUCAUCACCAAAUCUCCAGAGAAAUUACUCAAGUCUAAAGAUUUCAAGCGCUGUAACAUUUUAUUGGGCUACACGUCAAACGAACAAUCUUUUUUCAUGUCAUUACUAGACAAGAGGUUCGGCCGAACCAAUACCGACGAACCACUUGUGUCCGUUCCAGAAAUUAGAAACCUAGUUAACAAAGUUACUCUGGCCGACUCCCCGAUAAUAACCAACUCAAGUCUAGCUUACGACCACCUCAUGCAAGUUUAUGUCCACGGCAUUCCCAGAAAGCGACGCGAUUCCAAUUUCAAAGUGCUUGAAGCUAUGGUUGGUGACCACGACUUUAAAUGUCCUAUAAUUCAACUCGCAAGAGCGUAUGCCGCCGAGGAUCUUGGCGUUUUCUUAUAUCGUUUCCAUCACACAUCUUCUACCAGCCCCUGGCCAGAGUGGAUGGGAGUGAUGCACGGAUACGAUGUCGAGUUCGUGUUCGGAAUGCCGUACAAUAGUAGUGGGGGUUUCUCUGCCGAGGAUAAGCGGGUCAGCAAUAUGCUCUUGUCGUACUGGGUAACCUUUGCCAGCACUGGAAAUCCAAACAUGGAGAAGUCCGGUGUCAGAAUGUGGCGCAAAUUUACGGAAUCUGACCAGGAGUACACAGUCAUCAAGUCUGGCCAGAUGGAAACAAAACAGUAUCCCAGAUUCACACAAUGUUCUUUUUGGACGGAUUUCGUACCUGUGUUAGAAAAUCAUACAGAAUCUACGGCUCUUGCGUUAGCACGUUGUGCAGGGACGCGGACUGGUGCAGCUGUCCUCAGUGUUCUAUUAUCAGUCAUGUUAUCCGCCAUAAUAGCCUCCAGAAAUGGAUGAAAACAUCUUCCGGCGUUUUCACUGGUACCUUGUCCCACCGCUUGAUGAGAUGCGUGCGAAUAAACAGUUGGUUGUAGAGGUGGGAAUGUUAAUCAACGGCUUCAACUGCCAAGUCUGUGGAUGUAAAAUAGAAUGAGUAACAUCAAGAAUAAACAGAAAAAGAUUUUCGGUAUUCAGUAAUUUCUAAACGCUGAUGGUAUUGUCCAUAAAGCCCACCUUACAAUUUAAACGUUUGGACGCCUUGAACUAAAAAAUAAAUUAAAGAAAAUAAAUGUAUUUUUAUUGCAUUUUUCUGCAAAGUGUCAAGCACUUUACCUUGUGAUGCCUACUUGCAUUUUCAGUGGUCUUUUUCUU